CUCAUGCCCGUUAUAGAGGUUAAUGUUGCAGUAAGCGAGGUCAGCAAGUCAAGCACAUCAAUCACCCUCGAUAUCAAAACCCCUUCAUCUUGCCAGCAGUUUGGGAUUGGUUUCACUUCUAACACCACAUGUACAAAAAAGCACAACAGCAACAUAGAAGUAUACUCAAGGUCAAAUACUGUGAGUGGUAUGGAACCUUUCACUGCCUACACCUGCACCGUGACCCCACAGUUUAAGUUCAAUGACACAGCAGAAGUGCAAACUCUUCAGAAAUCUGUGGACAUAGAUUUCACAACUAAAACUGACAAGCCCAUGUUUCCAAAACAUAGUGAUCAUACUGUCUAUUCAGUGGAUGCACCCCAAAACAAUGAUCUGCACUUUAAAUGUGUUACACCGAAAUGGAAUGGUCCAAGUGGACAUUUUGAAGCAACAUUAAAUCCUGGGAAGAAAGAGGCCAAGAAGUCAAAAGGCCAACCAUGUGAUUUUUUAUUUGAUGGCCUUAGCUAUUCAACUGUGUACGAAAUAUCGAUUGUAGCUGUAAACGGCCAGGGAGAUAAAUCGAUGCCACAGACCCAUAAAGCGUCUACAAGCUAUAAUGAUAAGGCUCUGAUUGGCGUGCUAGCCUUUCUCAUCAUCCUCACCUCCAUUGCUCUACUCUUCGUCCUCUACAAGAUCUACGUCCUCCAGAAGCAGAGGAAUAAGACGUACUGUGUGAACGCUCAGCCCCUGCUGACCAUCCCAUCCCCCGCAGAUCCCCUCAUGACCGUCGAGCCCAUCGCCGCGGAAACCCUGCUGGACGUCUACAAAAAGAAGAUCGCCGACGAGGGACGUCUGUUCCUGGCUGAGUUUCAGAGUGUUCCAAGGAUCUUCAGUAACUUCACGGUGAAGGUGGCCAAAAAUCCGGAAAACCAGGCCAAGAACCGCUAUGUUGACAUCCUACCUUACGACUACAACCGAGUCCAGUUGACUAGCAAUGGGGGAGAGCCGGGCGCAGACUACAUCAACGCCAGCUUCAUCGAGGGCUUCAAAGAGCAGAAGAAGUACAUUGCAGCCCAAGGCCCCAAGGAGGAGACGAUGGCCGACUUCUGGAGAAUGGUCUGGGAGCAGAAGUCCUCCAUCAUCGUCAUGGUUACCCGCUGUGAGGAGGGGAACAGGAGCAAGUGUGCGCAGUAUUGGCCGAGCAUGGACCGCGAGACGGAGAUCUACGGAGACUUCGUGUUGAAGAUCAAGAAGGAGGACACCUGCCCUGACUACAUCAUCCGCCACCUCACCAUCAUCAACCGUAAGGACAAGGCUGAGCGUGAGGUGACCCAUAUCCAGUUCACCAGUUGGCCGGAUCACGGCGUCCCAAGCGAGCCUCACCUGCUCCUGAAGCUGAGACGACGCGUCAACUCAUUCAGCAACCUCUUCAGCGGACCCAUAGUGGUGCACUGCAGUGCGGGUGUGGGGCGUACGGGCACCUACAUUGGCAUCGAUGCCAUGCUGGAGAGUCUGGACUCGGAGGGGGUGAUGGACAUCUAUGGAUACGUGGUGAAGAUGAGACGACAGAGAUGCCUCAUGGUGCAGGUGGAGGCCCAGUACAUCCUGAUCCACCAGGCCCUGAUAGAGUUUAACCAGUUUGGGGAUACGGAGAUCUCCCUUGCAGAGCUGCACUCCUGCCUCUCCGGCCUGCAGCACAGAGACUCCACAUCAGAGCCCACAAUGAUGGAAGUGGAGUUCCAGAGACUUCCGAAGUACAGGAACUGGAGAACCUUCAACACUGCAGUGAGUGAGGAGAACAAGAAGAAGAACCGAUACUCCACUGCCAUCCCCUAUGACUUUAACAGAGUGCUAGUGAAGCUUGAGGAAGAGAAGAGCAAUGAUGAUGAAGAUGAUGACGACGACGAUGACGAUGAUUACUCUUCAGACGACGAUGAUGAGGAAGACUCCACCCAGUACAUCAACGCAACCUACAUCGAUGGUUACUGGAGUCCCAGGAGCCUGAUAGCCGCCCAGGGGCCUCUGGAGGACACGGUGCCCGAGUUUUGGCAGAUGGUCUACCAGAAGAGGGUCAAGAACAUUGUUAUGCUCUCACAGUGCACGGAGGGCAACGAGGAACUGUGCGCUGAGUACUGGAGCAAGGAGAAGAAGAGCUACAAGGACAUCAGUGUAGAGGAGACGGCUUGCAUCAGCUCUGCAGCCUACACCAAGAGGACCCUACAACUGCAACACGCCAAGAGGAAAGACAGUCGGCAGGUGCAGCAGUACCACUUCCAGGGCUGGCCAGAGAAGAGUGUAAAGAAGACUGAGGAGACAGACGACAAGAAAGAGGAGGAGAAGAGAGAUGGCCUUCCAGAUCAUCCUCAGGAGCUGGUGGAGCUCGUUCGCUCCAUCAAGAAGACCAUCGGCAACACCCGGGCCGAGAGAAGCACCCCUGUCCUCGUACACUGCCAUGAUGGCACCAGUCGCACUGGCGUCUUCUGUGCCCUGUGGAACAUCGUAGACAGCGCCACCACGGAGAACUUGGUGGACAUCUUCCAGGUCUGCAAGAGCCUACGCAAGGAGCGCCAGGGCAUGAUCGCAGAUUACGAGCAGUACCAGUUCCUGUAUAAGGCGGUGGAGGGAGCGUUCCCGGCCCAGAACGGGGAGGUGAAGCAGACCCCUGCUCCUGCCCCAGCAGCUGACUCCCUGCAGAUCAUCAGUGAGGUGCCAGCCAGCGCUACCACCGACAACCACCAGGUGGAGCCAAAGGAUGCAGCAACAGCAGCAGAGCCCAAGGAGGACACGCAGAAGGAGAAGAAGGAAGAGAAAGAGGCAGAUGGCGCCAUAGAGACCAUCAGCCUCUUGCCAGAGGGGGGAGCCAGUGAGGCAAGUGAGCAGAGCGGUAGCACAGAUUUUCUAGACAGUGGCAGUAGCGCCAAUGGGCCCACCAUUACAGUGGAGGUGUAGCACCAAUGGGCCCACUGCUAACAGUGGAGGCGUGAGAGUGGAGGGAACUGGGGGACUAUAAGGCAGGGAUUCUUAACCUUUUGACGUCGAGGCCCAUUUUUUCCAGUGCACAGAGUCCUGGGGCCCAUAUUACUCAUGUAUAUAUUAUUAUAUUACAUUAUAUUGGGCUAUAUUAGAUUACAUUACAUUACAUGAUAUGAUAUAUGAUAUGAUAUGAUAUUAUGAUAAUAUAAUAUAGGGUUAUAAUAUUGAUAUAAAUUAUAAAUAAAUAGGUUAUUACUGAAGUAUUUUUUCCACGAGGAAUAGCCCUAUAUAUAUUAAUGCUAAUGCUAAUCUCAUUUAAUCUCACUCAUCAAAUCCACUCACAGUUUAGCAAGUCAGAGUCAUUCACACAUUUGAAUGCGUCUCUGACAGCUCGAAGUUUGCGUGCCAGCUCUUGACUUGCGCUUCGUAAUGAAUCUGCUGUUCGUAAAUUCAAGACGGUUUUCUGGAAACGCAGCGAGGAAACAACAAAAAAUCCUGGUCGGAAAACCUUCCAGGAUCACGCAAAAUUUGUGAAAGGACUCUCAUGUUGGGGACACUUCGGCAAGUAUAAGGGAUAAAGAUUCAGUAACUAUCAUUAUUUUGAGUAGCCUAACCGUUGAACACCUACUUCUAACCACUAAAACGUUAGGAUAUUAGGACACAGAAGACGUCACCAAAUCAGCUGGGAAGCGUAACCGGUUGGUACCCUGUAAAGGGUCUUACCAUCACAGGCUGUGUUACUGUCUUGUUCUUAAUGAAUCCCCCACCCAACAACAAAAACGUGGGGUGUGGCCAUUGCGUUAUGACAGAGUUGCGUUUAAGGGAAAAACGCACACUAGUAGUCUAUUUGAUAAGCGGUCCCACGGCCCAAGCGGCCCAAUGAUGCGAAACUGAGAGUUGACUGCGGCCCUGGAGGUUGUGUGCCCAACUUUGGGCCGCGUCCCUAUGGUUAAGAAUCCCUGCAUAAGGGAUAAGACAAACACGGUCAGGGAAUUUACAGAUGCUUAUGUUACUCAGGGAAUGAUUAAGGAAGAGAAUUUGUGCCUCCGAAUGAAAUGUGUCGCUCCCUGACACCUCUGCCUCUUGUGACCCAUGGUACUCAUUACAGCUCCACCCAUCGGCCUGUUCCAUAUUCCAACCCUGUGCUUACUGUUACUGUUUGUAUAAAUGAGUGAAUGAAUAAAUAAGUACAAUGUUAUUUUAAUAGCUCUACGUAUGACGCCUUUCAGUUAGCAUGUUGGCCAGGUUUUGCAUUGUUUUAGGAUUUCUGUGUUUGAGUGUUUGAGUAUAUGAAUGUUCUGUAAAGACAAAUCAUGUUGUUGAAGACUAAAUUUGCUGUUAAAAAAAUAAAUUAUGAGAGUUUUUAUUCAUUUUUUGUAUUACCAUGAUGUAUUACCAUUAUACACAAAUCAUCGAAGUUGUGAAAUGUAUGUUUAGUUUAGCGCACUACGAUGCUACUUUCAAACUAAAACAUUGCUGAUAUGAAUUGAUAUAUAGGACUUAUUUCAAGCUUGUACGAAUUUCAAAAAUAAAGAACAGCUCUGAACGUU
This is a messenger RNA of Engraulis encrasicolus (European anchovy), 4502 nucleotides long. RefSeq names its product protein tyrosine phosphatase receptor type C (gene ptprc). NCBI's taxonomy places the organism in Eukaryota, Metazoa, Chordata, Actinopteri, Clupeiformes, Engraulidae. The record is from RefSeq and is a predicted model, not a curated record. The transcript is spliced from 21 exons. Gene Ontology annotation, molecular function: protein binding; protein tyrosine phosphatase activity. Gene Ontology annotation, biological process: protein dephosphorylation; synaptic membrane adhesion; negative regulation of protein kinase activity. The coding region runs from base 4 to 2928 and encodes 974 amino acids.